UUGGCAAAAACGGUACCGAGAAAUCAGUCGAAAAAAAAAACAACAGCUCGCUAGAGGCCGUGUGCGUGUGUUGUGUGGUGUAAAGAGUUGAUGUGAUUUCGAGCUUUACCCCAGAAGGGAAAUCUAGAUGUGUGGUGACUUUUAACCCGUAAAGGAAUGUGUUUUUGGGAAAUGCGCACGGUUGCCAGUCGUCUGCUGUUUUGAGGUUGAAUGUUGCGAUUAGUGUUUCUCUUGCAAAGUAAUAGUUUCUCCCUGGUAGUGUGUUCAGCGAACAGCGUGAACGAAACCACGCCACUGUAAAAGACAACGCACUGUGCACUGUGAACCCCCGAAGAGUCGUAUCCCUUUAAUCGAACGCCACGCGAAUGCUAUGUACUCGAAGGAUCGGCAUCUGGUGUGGGUCCUGCUAGUGACAGCAGGCGCCCAGCUGCUAGUGCGAUGCUGCAAUGCUGCCGAGCACGUGCCCGGACCGAGCGGACGAAAGUUAAGCCACGGAUUGGCCGCCAUGCACCACAACCAUCUCGGGCUGCCAUCGGGGGACGGUUCGAGCGAAAGCGUAAAAUUUAGCGCCAACCGUGUACCGCAGCACGUGCCGUAUGCUGUGCCGGCGCCCUGGCGUAGGACGGCAACCGUCAGCACACCGCUUGCUGGUGGGCCCUGGGCGGUACGAAAACCGCUGGCGAAACCGUUGGUACGGGGUGCGGCCGGUGGUAGUCGGAGCCGCAUCAACAAUCGGUCAAUGACUCGCUUUUCCGAGGUCGAAAUUUCACCGGGGCUGGAGCAGCAGCUAGACGUGCCGGAACUGCAGCGACCGUCCGAGGUCCGUGGCAGUCGGCUCGAUGAGGGUACGGGUGGGCUGGUGGAGCUGUAUCGCAGUGCCGAACGAUCGCGCGGGAUCGAGAACCUCUUCUGGAAGUACUUUGUCGAUAAUGAUGUUUCCGCCUCCACCGAAGACGAGGGCGAUGACAACACCGGCGCUGAGGAUGCUGAGCCACCCGGUGGAAUCGACAGGAACGCCAUCGACACCCAGGACGGUAGCGUGUCGGCGAAGGAGGAGGAGGGCCGCAAGAAGAAGUUCCAUCUGAAGAAGAAGUACAAAAAGUUUCUGAUUCCGCUGCUGCUCGCGUACAAGAUAAAGUUCCUUGCAUUGGUUCCGGCCAUCAUCGGCGGGCUGAUACUGUUGGUGAAGUCGGCCGGGCUGGCCGGGUUCUUCUUCGCCCUCUUUACGGCCGUGGUCAGCUUGAAGAAGUACUGAUGGCGAUGAAGCAGCACUGUCAUCACGCAACCGGUGGGGCGUUUAGGCCACACUGGAGGGAGGAAAGGCGUGUCGGCGAUCGUCACAUCGCGAUCGUAGGGGCAGCCGAGGGAACACUAACGCGACUUCGGGCGCCACCUGAAUAAGAGCGUCGCGAGCGAGAGCGGGGAUGGCGAGUCGCAUGCAUCCCUCUAAUUUAUUAUCGAUUUCUGUAGGCUUAAUAGGCAGGACCGGCAAAGGGGUGACGACCCUGGACAGUCGUUGGUAACUCCCGCCCCUCCAUCCAAGAAGUGAUCCAGACGGCGUCAAUUAGAAAAUAGCAAACGCAUUGCGUAGUGUGUAAGCAGAGGGUGCCGCCCGGUGGGCCAGUGUAGCUGAUGAAAACGCGAGCCUCCCGAAAUGGGGACGGUAAGGGCACUGGUAGCCACUGGUGCAAAGGUUUGCAUGCUAUUUCGGCGAUUUCCUUUUGUUCGGAAAGAGAUACAUUCCGGCAAAGGGUUCGCUCGUGGAAGGAAACGUUUUAAGGGGAGGUAAAAUUGUUAGGUUAGGUUAGGUACGGCUUAGAGGUCGAGGUUUUUUUUUAAAUAUUUAUCCCUGUAUACGAAGAAGCGGUAGCGUACACCCGCCCAAAGGGAAACUAGGUUGAUGCGAAACGUUAUGUGCGUUCCAGCACCCCGCUUUCCCCUCCCACCUCUAUGUAAUGUAAGCGUAAGCAAAACUGCGUGGAGCGCGAAAGAAAAGUGUAGAUAAUUAAAACUGAAACCAAAUUGUGUCUGACAU
Molecule: messenger RNA, 2035 nt
Organism: Anopheles arabiensis
Lineage: Eukaryota; Metazoa; Arthropoda; Insecta; Diptera; Culicidae
Exons: 3
Coding region: 371-1255 (294 amino acids)
Source: RefSeq, a predicted model, not a curated record